AUGCCCCCAAUAUGGGCGCUGUGGCGGUAGCGAGAGGAAUGUAGUAGUCGGCGAAAGAUUAUUUGAACACAACCCAAUAAAUUACAUUGUUUUUUAUAGCUAGGACUGGAUUAUAAAGACUUUAAAUACAUUCCGUAUUCAUCCAUAUCUAAAAUCACCCGUAACAGACCACGGUUUUGUCCCGGCAGAGCCAGUCGCGCGUCUAUUUUGGUUCCUACUACACAAGCACAGUGUCGGAUUGCAUGAAGCUUUUAUAUUCAUAAAGACUUGAAUAAUGUCAACGACAUCGCUGGACAGAGAGCUGCAGGAGAGAUUAAGAGAGGCCUGUGCAAUCGGAGACAUAGACGAGGUGAAGAAUUUAGUGGAGAGCGGAGUAAACAUCAACUCUCAAAAUGAGAUUAACGGAUGGACAUGUUUGCAUUGGGCCUGCAAGAGAAACCACAAACACAUAGUGGCGUAUCUUCUGAACGCCGGAGCCGACAAAGAAAUUCUGACUGCGAAAGAGGAAUUAGCCGUUCAACUCACUUCCAAGCCUGAAAUCAGACGACUACUCGGAGUGGAAGAAGAGGAUGUUCCCGAAGUGAAAGAACCCGAGCUGCCAAUCAUCCCGAACUAUCUUUCCAACCCGCCUUUCCUGUACAGCAAGAUGGAUAAAAACAAUUUGAGCAUAGCACAGCAGGUGUCGCAGAACGGCAUCAACAUUCAUUCAGAUCCUCUGGAGUCUGAACCAGCAACCCUAUCCCCGACACAAGAGCAACAACUUCCAACCCAACAUCAACAGCCGAAGAGUCUUUACACAGACAGCCCGAGCCAGCAGGAGUUACCCUACAUCCCCGUCGUGGAGCAGAACGGCGUAGUGCCGAGCCCUGUGGUCAACGGAGGUCUGCCAAUGGAGCUCUCCCCAGAGACUCAUCACGCCAACCACCAUGAGUUUUCUCACACUCAUGCUAUAGCACAGAACGGGCCAGUGUGUCCAACGCUUCCUUCCCCCAGCGGGAACGCCACUAACCAGCCCCAGGUUCCCAACGGCACCAUUACCCGUCAACAGUCCAUCCCCCAGCAGAUUAACUGCUCCCAGCUCAGCGGCUCUGUGCCGGCCUUCCAGCCCUUUUUCUUCACCAGCACCUUUCCAGUUAAUGUUCAAGAGUUGGUAUUGAAGGUACGGAUCCAGAACAGCACCGUUAGAGAGAACGACUUCAUCGAGGUGGAACUUGACAGACAGGAGCUGACGUACCGCGCUCUCCUCCGCGUGUGCUGCCGCGAACUGGACAUCAGCGCCGAGCACGUGGAGAAGAUUCGCAAGCUGCCCAACACUAUGCUCAGAAAGGAUAAAGAUGUGGCAAGACUCCAGGACUUCCAGGAGCUGGAGGUCGUCCUGGAGAAAAGCGAAAGCUUGUCACUGUUCUCCGGAGGUCAGGGGAGUUUGACCGAUCGGCCCUGCUACAACAUGAAGGCUUCCCGGCUCACCUACUAGCUUCAUAUUCGUGCUACUGUAAAACAAACUGACUCACUGUUUAUCUGGGACCUGCUUCCUUAAAUCCCGAACGCUUUACUCAAUUCGUUCACAAAAUGUGUUCCCGCCUACUUCCCAUUUGGGUCCCUAAUACAUAAGAGAGCCUUAUCCCAACCUAUUUACACAUUCCCGUUAUUCAUUAACAAAUGGAUCCUCAGUGCCUCCUCCAGUGCGUUAUAUAUGCUUUUAACAGUUUUAAGUCUGGAGUGCGAGCUAUUCCCAUUGCCUCUCAGUGGGCCAAUUUGAAUAUUUAAAUUUAUUUAGUUCAUGACCAGACUUAUAUUCAAAUCCACAACUUUUGCAUACUUUCCGGCCCUGGGACGGGUUUGGAUCCGUCUCACAACCUUGCCUUCCUAUCAGGUCACUGUGCAAGUGUUGGUGCGUUCCUUCAACCCCGAUUGGUCGACUGGUCGUCCACAGUCCUGUCUCGGGGAUGCUGGCCAAGUGUGUUUCUUGAUCCGUUAUUGGGGUUUUCUGCUUGUUUUGUUUAGGGGAAGCCACAGUAGAUUUAUUUAAAUGCGCAAAUGCUUUGAUAUUAAGACCUUGUUUUGUUGCCAGACAGCUCGCUGUGCACUUUAACCAAAUCUUGCCAUUAUUUGGGAGGUUUCUUUUUUUAUUUGAUUAUAAAGAAAUUCAGUGCUGUAUGUCAAAUGCUGUUUAAUAAGUCCAUGUAAGCCAAAUAACUUGUGCAGGCUGUUUUAGCACAGACUGUUUUGGAUGAAUGAUCUUGUAUGAAGGUCAAUGUCCCUAAAUAAUGUAGCAAAUUAUUUUCCCCCAAGAAAAGAGCUAAAUAAGAUAUAAAAUAAUAUUGAACCACAGAGAGCUUCCAUUGAUUUUAAUAUUGACCUCUUUUGAGUUUGGCUCUGUGAAUUGAAGAUGCUUAAUUCUCACAUAUUGAUAAACAAGGUGUGUGUUUCGAGAUAUAGCAGUAACAGUAGUGCCAUCUAUAAGCUAAUACUGCAUUCAACUUUUUAAGAUUAGAUUUAGAGGAGAUGCAUAAACACUACAUUGUUGUAAACUAGUUUUUCGACUUGAUAGAGAUUGUGUUAAUGUAAGAACAAUACUCUGAAGUCAUCAUUUCUAAAGAUUUGUCUUAUAAUUACAAAGUUUUUGUAGUUUUGUUGGCGGGUUCGGCUUUAACCAUAUAAUAUUAUUAUUAUUAUUAUUAACAUUUAUUAACACUGCUUG
Messenger RNA from Paramisgurnus dabryanus, 2701 nucleotides. The record is from RefSeq and is a predicted model, not a curated record. NCBI's taxonomy places the organism in Eukaryota, Metazoa, Chordata, Actinopteri, Cypriniformes, Cobitidae.